Messenger RNA from Paralichthys olivaceus (Japanese flounder), 2899 nucleotides. RefSeq names its product otolith matrix protein (gene otomp). NCBI's taxonomy places the organism in Eukaryota, Metazoa, Chordata, Actinopteri, Pleuronectiformes, Paralichthyidae. Gene Ontology annotation, cellular component: recycling endosome; early endosome; plasma membrane. The record is from RefSeq and is a predicted model, not a curated record. Gene Ontology annotation, biological process: iron ion transport.
UCUUCAUCUGUGUUGUGUUAGAGAGAUUGUCCGAAGCAGAUUUGCUACCAGAGCCAAUAUGGAGCGUCUAGAGAGACGUCUGCCUGUAGCUUUCCUCCUUAUUCUGCCUCUACUGUGUGUCAGCGGUGUCACCAAUCCAAAAACUACAGUUUCCUGGUGUGUAUUGUCUGAUGCCGAGGAGCAGAAGUGUCUGGAUUUGGCCGGGAACGCCACAGCUCGGAAUAUUAGAGGAACGUUGGAAUGCGUCCGUGGCCUGAACAACAGAGAUUGUAUAGACAGAAUCAAGAAUGGGACAGCGGACGCAGCCUCCAUGUUUGCAGAUGACAUUUAUGCUGCUGGCCUCUGCCAUGGACUGGAUCUGGCUGCAGGAGAGUCGCACAACGGAGUCAACGGUAUUAGUUACUACGUGGUGGCGAUGGCUCGUCGCUCCUCAUCAGACCUGUCCCUGCUCGAGAUGCACGAACGCAGCUCCUGUCACCCCGGCAUGCGAACCACAGUGGGAUGGACUGUCCCUAUUGGCUACCUGGUCAACACAUCCCAGAUCAGUGUAGGGGAGCAGUGCAACUUCCCCAGAGCGGUCGGACACUUCUUUGGUUACAGCUGCGUGCCGGGUGCCAAAGACCCCCAUCAUGACCCCAGAGGCAACAACCCGAAGAACCUGUGCGAGGCUUGCAUAGGAGACGAGAACGACAGACACAUCUGCGCUGAGAGCCACAGAGAGAGACACUACGGAGAGGCGGGGGCGCUGAGAUGUGUGGCUGAAAAUCUCGGGGAUGUGGCCUUUGUCAAACACACAACAGUCUUUGACAAUUUGGACGGUAAGAACCAGGAGUCAUGGGCUCUGGACCUGGAGCUGGAGGACCUGAAGCUGCUGUGCCCAGAUGGGACCGAGGCAGGCCUGGAUGAGCAUGAACAUUGCCACCUGGCAGCCGUCCCCGCUAACGCUGUGGUGGUGCGUGUGGAGGACAAGUGCCGCGUCUGGAAGUUCCUGGAACGUUUACAGAACGCGUUUGGCAACGCCACCAAGGGCUUCCGCCUGUUCAGCUCAGCGGGCUAUGGCGAAUCUGAUCUGCUUUUCAGUGAUGCCACCCACCACCUGCAGAGGGUUCUGGGUAGCUACUCCUCUUGGCUGGGCCCCACUUACACCACCAUGCUGCAAGCCUUCGAGUGUGAGGGCUUCUGCUGAUGGAACAGGAGGAAGACAUCCAGUUCAUCAUCCCUCUGUCUCCAUCCUCCCGUUCUGCCUUCCCUCCCUGCCAUCUGCGUCUCUGUCUCGCCAUCCCUCCUACUUUUGCUCAGCUUUUUUGUGUUUUGUUUUCUGCCUGUGUUUUGCCACCCAUUCUCCAUUUCUACAUCCUCGUCCCCCUAUAACCUGCUACGUCUUCUUAUAUGCAGGCCGGCAGGGUAGGACAUCGUUCUGAGGGACUAAUCGGCUAAGAAACAAAUGUCCACUGAACAUGAUUAAAAGGACACUGGGGAGAAAGGGCGGGAAAAAGAAUAGGAUAAUAUCUGAAAACAAUAGAAAAGAACACAACAGGUUAAUGAGUUGUUGUAGUUUAUAUAAUAGGCCUAUUGACAGGCUUUUUUUCUGUGUACAACAUUUUUAACAAGAGGAUUUUUGAUAAUGUUUCUGGUGGGAUUACACCACGAGGAAGAAAAGUGUCUCCCCCAAAAACUGUUGUAUAUUUACACACACACACACACACACACACACACACACACACACACACACACAUCCAGUUAAUAGUUCCUACCCUGUACGUUUGUUGGGAGAUUCUGUUCUUCUCAGCUUGAUGCAUCAGUACCAGCCUCCCCCCACCCUCCCCUCCUCCCACAGGGUCCGUCUCUGACACUGAACAACAGGGUGCUAUUAAGUAUGAGCUUCAGACUCAGUAACUCAGUAACUGUGUGUGUUUCACUGAUCAUCAGCCACUGGCAUAUUAAACUGUUGUGUGUGAGAGAAAAAUGUGUGUAUAUUUGUGUUUUAUGUUCGUAAAUGUGUGUGUGUGUGUGUGUUGACACGACUGCUGCUUUCCCAUGGACUUGUAUAGCUUUCAACUUUGGAUCACUGCUUUCUCACCGGUCUGGUACGAUGGACUGGACCGUGCCAUGCUGUGCCAGCUCACAGUGUACCGUUACACUAUACAGUGAGGAGAGAGGGGGAUUAGAGCUCGGGUUGCCUCCAGUGACCUCGGAGUGAGACUUAAUCGUUUUCUCACCUUUGAUAACAUUCAAAGUCACAAAAUAUGAUCUCCCCAAAACCCUCUGACUCUCCUGCUUCUGUUUUUAUCUACAUAGCAACACAUACAGGAAUAUAUGUCAUAUACCCUAUGUGGUUUAUACUCUACAUAGCGAGAUGCUAAUAUGAUAGCUGGUAAAAGUUUGCUAACAGAAGGGAGUUUGAGUCUGAGCUGUGCAUCUUAUCAAAUAGUUGUGCAUCUUCCGGUUGCUAUUAAUAAAGCAUCACCUUCUUGUUUAAAAAGGCUUACUUGAAGAAUCCUGUACUGUAAAACUCCAUAACUAUACUUCAACUCUUCACAUUCUGCACCACGGGGAAAAUAAACCGGUUAAUCUGGUUUAAAUUAAACUAUAGUCAAACUGUGGCUUUUGACCGUCAUCACACCGGAAGACGUCCAACCAGUUAGACAACAGCAUUUAUUUCAAAAACAAUAUUUUUUUAACUAAAUCUGCUGUCUUAAAAUGUUGUCACCUUUAAUAUCCUGACCACACCUGUUACCUCUCAGAUCCUUUUCAUGACAGAGGCUAUAUUAGUGAAGGGUAACAGCAUGUACUAUUUCCCCUCUGGUUUCUACCAUUGGUGCUGUUUGUUUCCACAUCUUAUGAUAUAUAUAAUAUAAUACUCCUCGCUGCCUGAAAUGUGUAGAGCUGCAAUCCCUCU